This is a messenger RNA of Rhododendron vialii, 795 nucleotides long. RefSeq names its product V-type proton ATPase subunit e2. The coding region runs from base 254 to 565 and encodes 103 amino acids. Gene Ontology annotation, molecular function: proton-transporting ATPase activity, rotational mechanism. Gene Ontology annotation, cellular component: proton-transporting V-type ATPase, V0 domain. Gene Ontology annotation, biological process: proton transmembrane transport. Lineage: Eukaryota; Viridiplantae; Streptophyta; Magnoliopsida; Ericales; Ericaceae. The transcript has 5 exons. The record is from RefSeq and is a predicted model, not a curated record.
AAUCCUAUUAAUGUGGAUAGUAACUUGUUCGAAAUUGAUUUCGAUCACAAACUCAAAUAACUGGGUUGGUGUAUAAGCCCGCAUCUACAAUCGUUCUAGCCACAUAGGCUCGGUUAUUAAGGUUGGUCUAAUUUACGAAAUCGAAGUCGAAUCCCCACACGCUUUUCGCCUCACCGCCGACCAAUCGCCGGCGAUCAAGGUUCCUAUAUAUAUAGAAAUUUUCAUUGCUUCCAUUGGCGAUAUCAAAUUAACGAUGGGGUUUAUGGUGACAAGCCUAAUUUUUUCCGUUGUUGGAAUCAUUGCUUCUCUGUGUACCAGAAUCUGCUUCAACAGAGGGCCUUCUACAAAUCUGCUCCACCUGACGUUGGUCGUUACUGCAACAGUUUGUUGUUGGAUGAUAUCAACUUACAGGCUGCAGGAAAAAUGUCCGUUUCUAUGUCGUUCUCCAUGUUUGUGCACCAAAGCUUCUUUCGUUGUUCCAACUUUGUCUCUGCUUUGGUGGGCAAUUGUGUAUCUUGCUCAGAUGAAACCGCUCAUUGUCCCGAUUUUGAGCGAAGGGGAGUGAGGUUCUCUGUGGGAAAAGCUUUUGCAAUCCUCUUGCAUUGUGGUGGGUUUUGUGGGAAUGAAGAGUUUAGUCAAGAGGAAAAAAGUACCGAAGUCUUCUCAUCUAAAUAUUUGUAUGUAGCUCUUAUUAAGUGCAAAAUACUUCAGAUUGAUUGAGCAUAUUGUGGUUGACUCUAACUGCUGUAAAGACCGUUAUUCAUGUCUUAAUUCAAUGUCGGAGAUCCAAAAUAA